CGCACCAGCGGCCAAUUCGAGGUCCAUUGGGUUGGGCAGAGGGUGGCAGAGCCUCGAAAUCUCACACCUCGGCCAGAAAUAACCGCGAGCACCACUUGUCCUGCCUAUAUACGUAGAACCUCACCUACCCCCGCCCACGACCACCAACAUCUCGCUGCACUGCCUUACACUCGAUCAGCACCCUGCCUCAGGGUGUUGGUGCGCGUAACAUUCCGCCAGUAUGAUUCAACUCAAGACGAUGCUUAAUUGCAUCGACAACUCGGGCGCCGCCCUAGUAGAGUGCGCGCUCGUCGUCGGCCAGAAGAGGCACGCGACGAUUGGCGACCGCAUCGUAGCCAUCGUGCAGAAGCAGCGCGGCGCCAGCGACGCCGGCAUGGGCGCCGCCGCCGCCGCCAACAAGGUCAAGCGCGGCGACAUCCGCCACGCCAUCGUCGUCCGCACCCGCAAGCAGGUCCAGCGCCCCGACGGCAGCGUCGUCCGCUUCGGCGACAACGCCUGCGUCCUCGUCAGCAAGGCCGGCGACCCCAUCGGCACCCGCGUCAACGGCGUCGUCGGCGCCGAGCUCCGCCGCCGCGGCUGGAGCAAGAUCCUCAGCAUGGCUCCCGCCCACGCGUAGACUUGUGAUCCCCCUCGCCUCGCGCUACCACCCGACCCCCUUUCGUAGCGACGGCCCGAUCGCCCGCGGCGACCUUACGAUUACCUGCUAUGGUUACGCCCGCUAUGACGGUUGUUGCGUAGCUGGCCAGCACGGAGGAAAGGCAUACCUGGUUGGGCUGCUAGAAGAACUGGCCACUAUAGAAGCACAAGAAAUGGAGAUAAAAGGGCGAAGGAAGCAGGGAGAGCAAGGCGUCAAGGAAAAAAAAUUUACGAUUCUUAAUCACGGCGGGCAUGGGCUGACGAGGCAUCUUACCACCAGGGAACCCGCAGUUUUAUGCACUGUCCCGGGCGCGCAUCUAGCUGGCGUUGAGAGAGCGAAUCGGCAUUCUUGCAAAAAUGUUCCCCAUACAACUUCGAGAAAUCAUAGUAUCACGACUGAAAAUAAAAAUAAAAAUAAAGCAUCACCGCUUCGUGUUAAACC
Molecule: messenger RNA, 1078 nt
Organism: Durotheca rogersii
Lineage: Eukaryota; Fungi; Ascomycota; Sordariomycetes; Xylariales; Xylariaceae
Product: 50S ribosomal protein L14
Exons: 3
Coding region: 221-616 (131 amino acids)
Biological process (GO): translation
Cellular component (GO): mitochondrial large ribosomal subunit; ribosome
Molecular function (GO): large ribosomal subunit rRNA binding; structural constituent of ribosome
Source: RefSeq, a predicted model, not a curated record